AUGUCACUGCAGAGUGGCAAGAUGGAAAACGCUACUAUUUUGCUGGAGUCUAAAACUUUGCCUGCCAGCCUGCUGAAUGAAAUGUAUCAACUGCGGCUUCUCGGACACUUCUGCGAUGCUACGGUGAAAGUGGAGCACGACGGAAAUAGAGUGGAAUUUGUCGCUCACAAGUCUGUUCUGGCAGCUUCGAGUAAAUAUUUCAAGGAAGUGUUUAUUAAAGAAAAUGUAUUGGAUGGCUCCGGUGCUUGUGUAUUGCUCAGUGACAUACAUGCUGUAGACUUUGCAUCGUUUCUUGAGUUUAUAUAUACAGCAAAGGUUGAGGUGGAGGAAGACAGAGUACAGCGGAUGAUAGAUGUUGCCGAAAAACUUAAGUGUGAGGAACUGGAAGACGUCUGCUUCCAAAUUAAAAAGCAAAUGCUAGAAUCCGUGUGGCUGGAUCUACAAAAUUUCUCAGAGGCGCAAGAAACAGAAGACAUAAGUGCAUUGCAUAUGCAUUCUCUGUCUGAUAUCCAGUCCGCUUCUGAAGAGGAUGCACAAACUGCAAACGCCACCAUGUUUCCUGAUACCUCUGAUGGAAAAAGAGCACAAGAGACGCUCCCUAUUGAAUCCGCUACAAACUCUGAAGACAAUUCAGAAACUGUGAAAGAGACCCCGAAACUCUCAAAUGCAAAAUCUAAAAGAUCUAGUGGGCGCUUAGCUGGAAAAAAGGCUGUGGUUGAAAUUCCAAAGAAGAAAUACACGAGGAAAUUGAGAGAGGAGCAGGACAAUGCAGAGACUUGUAUGGUGGGUGAUGGCGCAUCCGUAGAACAAAAUACACACCGCGAGGAAAUGAGCGAUGAGCAGACUGAGGAUAGUAUUAAGGCUGAAGACGAUGACAGCCGUUGUGAUUUAAAAGAGAGCUGUAAAAAAAACAGCAAGGAUAACACUUGCCCCAUCUAUGACAAAAUGUAUUUAGAUGAAAAUGGUUACUUACUGCACUCCAAAAAGGCUGACACGGAUUCUGAAGAAGUUGUAUAUAAAUGUGAAAUUUGCUUGCAGACCUUUGCGAAUCGGUGUAAUUUGAAAAGUCACCAGCGUCAUGUUCAUAGCAAUGAACGUCGCUUUCCAUGUGAGCUCUGUGGGAAAAAGUUUAAAAGGAAAAAAGACAUCAAAAGACACAUACUACAGGUCCACGAGGGUGGGGGUGAGAGGCAUUUCUGCCAACAAUGUGGUAAGGGUCUAAGCUCCAAAACUGCUUUGAGACUUCAUGAGAGGACGCAUACAGGUGACAAACCUUACGGAUGUACGCAGUGCGAUGCCAAAUUUUCUCAGACCUCAGCACUUAAAACACAUAUGAGAAUUCACACUGGUGAGAAGCCGUUCGUCUGUGAUGUAUGUGGAGUCAAAUUUACACAGAACCACAUGCUCAUCUACCAUAAAAGAUGUCACACGGGAGAGAGACCGUUCAUGUGUGAAACCUGUGGAAAGAGCUUUGCCUCCAAAGAAUACUUAAAACAUCAUAAUCGUAUUCACACUGGAUCCAAGCCGUUCAAAUGUGACAUCUGCAUGAGAACAUUUGCACAGAGAAAUUCCCUUUACCAGCACAUUAAAGUCCACACUGGGGAACGUCCUUAUUGCUGUGAUCAGUGUGGGAAGCAGUUUACCCAGCUAAACGCCUUACAGCGUCACCAUCGCAUACACACGGGAGAAAAGCCAUUCAUGUGCAUCGCGUGUCACCGCACGUUUACCGAUAAAUCAACCCUGCGAAGGCAUACAACUAUACAUGACAAAAAUACCCCAUGGAAAUCAUUCCUUGUGGUUUUGGACUCUGCUUCUAAAGACGAUGCUUCCCAAAAGGCGGACAUUAUGGAGGACGAGUGUGACGAUUCACCUAAACCUACCGAAAAGUUGACUUACACAGAAAAUGGGCACUAUCAAAGCCUGACAGUGGUGCCAGCCACGGUGGAUAUUUUGCAUGAAAAUGGCAGUGCCUCGGUUCUAGGCUGCAAGGCAGACUGCUCGGCCAUACCUCAGGAAGUGUUUAUAGCCACCACGUUAAACCACCUAACGGUUCUUCAUACGCAGACUGAACCUAUUCAAGCCGUGGUGAACAUGGAAUAGCUUCAGUCUGCGCCUGUCCCUUGGCUUCAGCUCAGUCUAAUAUAAUGUAAUCUCAUAAAAUGAAAACAUGCAGGAUUUGUUUUUUUAUUAUUGUUAUUAAUUGGAAUUCCCUGUGUAAAUAAAUUGCAUUCCAAUUUGUUAAUAA
Molecule: messenger RNA, 2245 nt
Organism: Spea bombifrons (plains spadefoot toad)
Lineage: Eukaryota; Metazoa; Chordata; Amphibia; Anura; Pelobatidae
Gene: GZF1
Product: GDNF inducible zinc finger protein 1
Exons: 5
Coding region: 1-2100 (699 amino acids)
Biological process (GO): regulation of cytokine production; regulation of immune system process; negative regulation of transcription by RNA polymerase II
Molecular function (GO): protein binding
Source: RefSeq, a predicted model, not a curated record